AUGCGAUCUCUUGGGUUUAACCCAACUGAAGAAGAAUUACAAGCAAUGAUAAAUGCGGUGGAUUAUGACGGUAUGGCAACUGUAGGUGCAUUUGUGCGAUGAGUAAUAAGGGAUUGGGCAUUUUUUUUAUCGCCUGGGGGUUGACGGAGGAUUUUGUUGUGUCGCAAUAAAUUUAUCUCACCCCCCACCCCUAAAGUUCUGUAGGAUUCUUAUGAUCCCCCCCCAUUUUCAAUCAAUUUCUGUAGCUCCCCCCCUUUCAACUACGUUAGUGACGACUGAUCUGCCCUCCGUUCCCCCCUGAAAAUCAUGUACCCCCUGAAAAUCAUGUACCCCCUGAAAAUCAUGUACCUCCUGAAAAUCUUCCGACCCACCCCACUCUCCCUGAGGUGAUAAAUAACACUGGUCCCUCCCGUACCCAGACCUUCCAUUUCUUCCACAGUUCAACGGUAAGAUCUGGGUACGAGAUUACGAUGAAGGGGAUAAAAUGAUACGAUUUGAGUCAGAAUUUGUUUAUUACUGUUUAGACUAUCUAAUAUGCCAUCAAUCAUUUUCUACGAAGUUUAAAUCAAUUACGCGCUAAAAAAAGAUUCUCGUUAAAAGAUUGAAAGUUUUAAUACCAACUCAAUUUUCCUCCUAGGAAACGGCGUCAUAGACUUUCCAGAGUUUGUCAAACUUAUGGAGAUUCAGAAAAAACCAGAUGAACGAGAGGCAGACAUGAUGUUAGCAUUCCGAAUUUUUGACGCCGACAAUAAGGGGUACAUCGAGUCAGCGGAGUUACGCUAUAUACUACUAAAUAUGGACAAACGAAUUCCGCAGGAAGAGAUUAAAGAGCUGAUGGAGAUUGCUGAUUUAGAACGAGAUAGAAAAAUAAGUUAUCAAGGUACUCGAGAGUUUCCUAACAUUAUAAACCUGGCCCUACUAAAAAUUAAUAACAUGGAUCAAUGUUAGUAUCGUGAGUUACUCCGCACCUACCCCUCCCCUAACUCAACAACAGUCAACUGAUAACAAAUUAUGAUUAUAGUUGGGUUAGGGGAGGGGUAAGUGUGCAGUUGUCCAGUAACUGACAUUGUUCCCUAAAAUUUUGCAUCUUGCCACGGGAUGCUCGCUUUUAUCCCGCAAAAAGAAAUAGUUGCGUGGUUUUCUGGUCCUGGAGAUUGGGGAAACGGCAAAUGAAUUUAUCAUUUAUUCAUUUAUUGAUUCUUUUUUAUUUUUAUUCCGCAGAAUUCCUCGAUUUAGUCGAAAGUCACGGAGGACUGUUUUCUUAAAAUUACGUGACCUUACAUAGUGAACAACAAUAGACAAAGAAGUAUUCACCUGCUUGAAGAAAGCUUAACAUACCACCAAGAUUUGAUAACUAGCCUGAAAUGCUGGCGGUUUUUACAUGCGCUUUACCGUUUUAUGUUAGCUAAGGAAUAAGCAGUGAAGUCACUACAACCAACAUCCGUCCCAAGUCUCUCGCGGCUUCACGCUCAAAGCCUUUGCGCACACAAAACCUCAAGUUUCUCCUCUACUACGUGAAGUUACACUGUGUAAUGCUUGAGACAGUUUUCGAUGUGAACUGGCUAGAUCUUUUUUCAUCUAUAUCUUUACACCCUGAUAUUAGUAUACACAUUCUCCGCACUGAUUUCACUUCAUUUUAUUGUGGUACUUACAAUGAGAAUUUGUAUGACGGUCAGGAGCUUCUUAAAUUGCUGAUCAUUUCCAUUAUUCCCAUAUCCUUAACAUCUGACCCAUGGGUGAUACUGUAAGGAGAAACUAGAAGCUGGUCAUUCUCGAUGAAAGCCCCACAUGAUUACUUGAUGAUCACCUUUAGAAAAGGG
This is a messenger RNA of Pocillopora meandrina, 1820 nucleotides long. The record is from the annotation of a GenBank genome assembly. NCBI's taxonomy places the organism in Eukaryota, Metazoa, Cnidaria, Anthozoa, Scleractinia, Pocilloporidae.